AUGCGGACCAGCCGAGCACGACUGGAGGAUGCAAAGUUCGAAACGGAAAGGCGCAGGCAACAUCGAGGGACUGCACGUAUUUCUCUUGAUAUUUUAAAGUUUCAAUUCGAGGAUCACGAGCAACUUGAUAAAGACAACAUUGACCGUCUGAAGGGCAUCUACCGACGCGAAGGAUGUCGACCACACUUUAUCAACAAUCGUAUUUUGGUCGAAAUUGAUGAAACGUGUUUCGAGGCCGCCCUUGCUCUUUCAGGUGUGGCAGCAACGGAGCUGCUCACCCCCCGAAGAGAUGACUACCCGGAGCUUCGAUUUCCUAUUGGUGCAGAAGUCAUCUGCCUCCAUGGAAAGCACCGUAUCCAAGCCGGUCGCGAAUUUUUGUCUCCUCGGGACAAAUGGUGGGUCGCUGACAUCUAUCUUGGUGGGCUGUCGACGGAUGUGAAGCGCGGCCUCGUCGAGGAAUACGCGAACGAAAGCAUUCCCACGGACGGAAUGAUCUUCUACAAGAUCCGCCUGUACCACUUUCAGCGCAACCUCAGCUUUGAGUCGAGAUGGUGGGCUCGCCUCCGAGGCUGCCGGAGUCGUAAUUUGAAAGCACUGUUAAAGCACCCUGAACUCACAGCAGCUUUCGAGGCUCUGCUCGAUGUACCCGGCCUAUGGGGCGGAAUGUUACUUACAACGCUUCACAAAGUGCUGGGACUGAAGUCUGACGACGAGAUACUGAAUUAUCUUGAACAUAUCCGACGAUUUUGGCACGAUUUGGUUGAUGGUGACCCCAGUGCCAUGCAAAGGUUUGAUCAUCGAGACGUGAAGGCGCUGGAGCUCCGAGCUCCAGGUGUUUCCACACAUGAUGCGGAGGAGAUUGAAGCCCAAAUCCGUGCCGGUCGAAUUCUGAGAGCCUUCAGUGAGGAGGAGCGACGGCACAUUCUUCAGCGAUUAUGCGGAUUUAAGUACCUGAUCCCAUCCCUGCAUACAUUUUUCCGGGAUGUCACCUACUGGGAGGCGCCGAUUUAG
Messenger RNA from Exophiala oligosperma, 1011 nucleotides. RefSeq lists its product as uncharacterized. Bases 1 to 1011 code for a protein of 336 amino acids. The record is from RefSeq and is a predicted model, not a curated record. The transcript has 4 exons. NCBI's taxonomy places the organism in Eukaryota, Fungi, Ascomycota, Eurotiomycetes, Chaetothyriales, Herpotrichiellaceae.